GCAUCACUUACGAGGUGCAGCAGGAACUAGAAAACAACGCCGGGAAACUCUUCUUCCGGAUGGUCAUCCAGGAGGCGAGCACCAUCGACUCAAAGGAGAUCCUGGAGCUGCCGUCCCGGCGUACCCUCAAGUACACGCGACAGAGGCUCCACAAGAAAUACGCAGCAUGGAACGUCCAAGGUGACCUGACGGACAUAGGAGUAGCCCUCAUCUCUGUGCACCGAGCCUCGAGCAUCGCACAGCCGUACCUCGAAGCUGGCCUGGAGGCCGUCUGUUGCGUCGAGAUAACUCCGAAGCUGCUGUGGCAGAAAGGACAGCCCGGAACUGUCGAUCCCGUCUGGAACACAGUGUUCAAGAUGAAGGUGUGGGACCUCCAUGCUGUUCUGCAAGUCACCGUGCUGUCUGACUCAACAAAACAGGAGUUCCUCGGAACGGUUGUCUUCCCUCUGAUCGCGGCUGAAUCGGGAAGAAUGCAGUGGUACCCACUAAAGGACGCCAGGCUUUUAAAGCACACCGGUGGUUACAUCCUCUUGGAGGUUGACCUCAUCUACAGUCCAGUACGCCACUUUGAGAAAAUGCUACUACGCAACAUAGAUUGUCUCGACCUUUUAAGGCCGCCAUCCAGAGCUUCAAGAAAAAGGCACCUCCUCCCCAGGCCCUGGCUUCCGGAGACUUAUCACGCCACGUGCCGGGCGCUUUACCGCCGCUUCAAGGAGAUCCAGGCCUACAUCCAGAGCUGCUACAUGUGGGAGUCGACGCCUCGGUCUCUCAUCUCUCUAGUGUUCUUCGUGUGGCUGUCGCUGUGUCUUGAGCUCUACAUGGUCCCGUGGCUGCUGGUGGUCCUCUUCUUCACCGACCUGCUGGUCUUCAGUCUUUGGGGCGUCAACACAAUAGACGAAUCUUUGAAGGAGGAGGAGGACGCGGACAGUGAUGAAGACACCUCCUCCAAGCGGUCGCUCAAGAAGAGGCUGGGCAAUCUCCAGGACGCAGCAGCGUCGAUGCAAAACGCGAUGGGCAAAGUGGCGUCGUACGGCGAGCGCCUCCGCAACUUGGUAGGCUUCGUGGACCCGUACGUGUCCAAGCUGUUCAUCGUCAGCCUCCUCAUAUUUGGCUUCCUGGCAUAUGUGGUUCACGUCCGCUACUGGUUCUUGAUGUGGGGUCUUCGCAAGUACGCCAGGGGUCUUCUGGGUUCCAAGGAACGCGCAGAAGGCUUCCACCUGCGUAACCUCCUGAACAGGACGCCCGAUGACCUAGAAAGGAUCCACUACACAGCUCCUCUGCAAGACAUGAAGGAUGUUCCACGGACGGACUACAAACCUUCAUACUUGUCCGCGUUCAAACGAGCCCUUCAUAAAGCCACAAAAAACUAAUACGCAAUUAAAAAAACAAAGGGGGAGGCACAAGCGACUUUGAACAUACACGUCAUUUUCGUGUAUUCCACUCCAAAUACGAUGUUCGAAGUUGGCAUCUUUGCUUUACCUCUCCUGUGCAUUCCCUCAGACAUUCUUAAUGUUAUGACAGGCCGUUGUUUUUACUUAAAAAGGACUAUCGCAGCGG
Messenger RNA from Ixodes scapularis (black-legged tick), 1557 nucleotides. RefSeq names its product multiple C2 and transmembrane domain-containing protein 1-like. NCBI's taxonomy places the organism in Eukaryota, Metazoa, Arthropoda, Arachnida, Ixodida, Ixodidae. The coding region runs from base 60 to 1370 and encodes 436 amino acids. Gene Ontology annotation, biological process: regulation of neurotransmitter secretion. The record is from RefSeq and is a predicted model, not a curated record. Gene Ontology annotation, cellular component: synaptic vesicle membrane. The transcript is spliced from 13 exons. Gene Ontology annotation, molecular function: calcium ion binding.